Molecule: messenger RNA, 387 nt
Organism: Aureobasidium uvarum
Lineage: Eukaryota; Fungi; Ascomycota; Dothideomycetes; Dothideales; Saccotheciaceae
Source: the annotation of a GenBank genome assembly
AUGGCUCCUCCUUCGCAACUCGCAAUCGCCACCUCGGCAGUCGAACGCCUUGUCAAGGAAGAGGCAAGCUACCACAAGGAGCUCGAACAGCAACAAGCCCGCAUUGAAAAGCUCAAGCAAACUAGCAGCGAUGAAGAAAAUGCUGAGUGGAACUUGAAGCAAGAGGUNUUGUGUUUUAAUUUGCCAGUAGACCCUAUGGUCGUUGACGCCAUGCAGAACAGAGCUAUGGACGAGACCAAAGCCAUGUUCCCUCAGCUGCGCAACCGCAUCCAGGAAUCUCUGGCCAAGCUUGAGCACCAACUUAGCGAGCAGAACAGCCCCGAGGAAGUCACAAAGGCGAAGGAGGCCGUAGCAUCGGCCAAGAAUGCCAUCAAGGAAACAUCCUAA